Messenger RNA from Poeciliopsis prolifica (blackstripe livebearer), 6592 nucleotides. RefSeq names its product adhesion G protein-coupled receptor B2 (gene adgrb2). Gene Ontology annotation, molecular function: G protein-coupled receptor activity. The record is from RefSeq and is a predicted model, not a curated record. Gene Ontology annotation, biological process: negative regulation of angiogenesis; cell surface receptor signaling pathway; peripheral nervous system development. The transcript is spliced from 36 exons. NCBI's taxonomy places the organism in Eukaryota, Metazoa, Chordata, Actinopteri, Cyprinodontiformes, Poeciliidae. Gene Ontology annotation, cellular component: plasma membrane. Bases 865 to 6033 code for a protein of 1722 amino acids.
UCCUCCGCUCAUGAAGACACUGCAGGGGAGCCAGAUGCCCGACUGCGAGACGCUGCCUGUGGAUCCUCAUCCCGAAUGCCAGAGCAGGCGACACAUCUCAUCCCACCGCACAGAGGAGGAGGAGGAAGAAGAGGAAGAAAUGGAGGAGUGAGAUAUAAUGCUUUUUUUUUCUUCUUUUUUUCUGUGUGUGAUUUCAUCUUUCGCUUCCAACUCGCUCCCUGUCUGUUGUUUCGGCGUCUGCUUUAAAUGAAGAGCCUCUUUGGACUUGGAGUACCGGGCAUCGUGAGAAAAAAGAGAAAAAACCACCCAGUUAUUCCACUGCUGCUGCUUCUGCUGCUGCGGUGCCGCUUACUGUGAAUUUGGAAUAUGUCGUGCGGCUCCCUGCACCAAACCAUGGAGAUUAUAUCACGUGGAUUUACGCUUUUUUCAAACAAAACUGGACAUCUACAGUAACGUCGUUUUUUUGGUAGAUUAUUAUUUUUUUGGGAGGGGGAUUGCGUUGUCCCUCGUUCUUUUUGUUUGUUUUUUGUUCUGUUCUUUCAUUUGAUCUGUGCCUACUUUUCUUUUUUUUAUGAUUUCAUGAAUUUAGAUUUUUCCUUUAACCUUUUGUUCAGAUUGUUUUUAUUUCCAUUUAUACUUUCUUCGUUUUCCCUUUCCUUCUUCUCUUUUGGACUCGAUGAAGUGGGAUGCCUCACGGAGAACAUUAGUGGGGCGCAGCAGCAAAACGUGAAUGAAUAAUAAUCCCCUUCUCCGUCUGAGACGUGCCAUGGAUGGGAAACUUAACUUAUGUCCACGGAACCGAUCGGGGAAUAGCCUCCUCCUCAAAUAACUGCUGCUGACAGCGACCAGGACGAAUGUCAUAGGAUGAACACUGCUGGUGGGGUGUGUCUGUCUGUGCUGUCCUCCCUCCUGGCCGUGGCUGGGGCCCUGGCUGCUCUGUCUGCCCUUGCUCUAGCUCCUCUCUCUACCCUAGCUGAGGUUGCCUAUGGGGCUGCUGAAAGCAUCCCCAGCACAGGGGCAGAAGGGGGCCCCUCACCCAUCUCCUCACCAUGCUCCAGCCUUGUAGCAGGGGUGCUCUAUGGUUCUUUCUCCCUAAGGGAGCUAUUUCCCUUCAGGACACCUGGUUGUUCUUGGUCCUUGGAAAAUCCAGAUCCUACAAAGUACUCCCUCUACCUCCGCUUCACCCGAAACCCCAUCAUCUGCCAAAUGCACCACCCCAUGCUCCUGUCUCUUGACCACCAUCAAGCCAAUCAAAGCUGCCCUCUCCAUCUACAAACUGUAACAGCCAGGGAUCAGGAGAUCAUUGAUCUCUGCGGCAGCCCCUUGAACUCAGACAGACCCUACUCCUUCCUGCAGUUUGAUAAAAACUUUGUUCAGUUAUGUCUGACGAGACACCCUGCUGCAGAUGAGCCUCAGGUAACAAAGGAAUUGGUGGAGCAGAGGCUGGUGGAGGUAUUGCUCAUUAACAACGAAAACUCCAGUCAGUUCACCUGCGGCGUGCUCUGUCGUUGGUUUGAGGAGUGUCUGCGGACGGACCCCAAUGGGAACCAGGAGACCACUGACGGGGAUGUUUGUGGGAUGACGCAAACAGGCUGCAUUUGUCCUAAUCAUAACAUCAUGGCACCGCCGAUUCCACUACUUCCGGAGACACCUCACAGUUUCAGCAACGGUUCCCUCGUCCCUGAUGACUGCUGUGUAACCGAACUUCACUCCAACGAUGCGAUUGCCAUAGCACCGAGAGACGUCAGGCAAGACCCAUACGAUGACGACCUGAAGGUGAAGACCCAAAGGCCACGAUCAGCUGACCUGCCAGGUGUGUUUCAGGCACAAACAGGUGAUCCGGCGGCUGAGGAGUGGUCGCCGUGGAGUGUGUGUUCUCUGACGUGUGGGCAAGGCUGGCAAGUGAGGACGCGGUCCUGUGUCUCCUCUCCUUAUGGCACGCUUUGCAGUGGUGCUCUGCGGGAAACGCGCAUGUGCAACAAUACGGUUUCCUGUCCUGGUGAACCUGGAAUCAUAAGUACAGUGCAUGGGCAAUGGGAGGAGUGGUCGUCAUGGAGUCUGUGCUCUGUUACCUGUGGGCGGGGCUCCAGAACACGUACCAGGAAGUGCAUGGAUGGAGGUGGGGUGAAGCCUUGCGGCCAGCCCGACAUUCAGACCAAACCCUGCAACAUAGCCGUUUGUCCUGUGGAGGGCCAGUGGUUGGAGUGGGGCGCGUGGUCAACAUGCAGCGUGACCUGCAACACGGGGACCCAGAUGAGGCAAAGGCGCUGCAGUCCCUCGGUGCAUGGCUGGGCAGAGUGUAAGGGGCUUCAUCAGGAAAGCAGGGAAUGCGCCAACCCUUCAUGCGGUGGUGGAGGCAACUGGGGCAGCUGGAACCACUGGAGUCUGUGCAGCAAGACGUGCGACUCAGGGUGGCAGCGGCGCUACAGGAUGUGUGAGGGGAGCGGAGAACAAGGCUAUCCCUGUGAAGGUUCAGGAGAGGAGGUCCGGUCCUGCAACGAGAAGAAGUGCCCCGCUCCUCAUGAGAUAUGCAAAGACGAGCACCUCCUUUCGAUGUCAUGGAAGAGAGCCUCAGCCGGAGAAACAGUCUACAACAAGUGUCCAACAAAUGUUAUCGGAUCUGCUAGUCGUCGAUGUAUGCUGGACAAUAACGGAGUUGCUUUCUGGGGUCCUCCGAGCUUCGCCAGAUGCGUCUCCCUUGAGUAUAGACAAUUGCAUUUAGCUUUGCUAGAGCAUCUUGCGAAGGGUCAGAGGACCCUGGCCGGGGAGGGGAUGUCUCAGAUCGUACGGAGUCUCCUGGAACUUUUGCAGAGGAGGAGCUACUACAGUGGCGACCUUCUCUUCUCCACGGAGAUCCUGCGAAAUGUGACGGACACCUUCAAAAGAGCAACCUACAUCCCAGCUUCCGACGACGUGCAGAAAUUCUUCCAGAUUGUCAGCCACAUGUUGGACUUGGAAAAUCUGGAGAAGUGGGAGGACGCACAUCAGGUCGCUCCCGGUGCUGCUUUGCUGAUGAGAAUAUUAGAAGAUUUUAUUCAUUUCAUUGGAGAAGCACAGAAGCCUUUUCAGAGUUUCCUGACAGUCACUAACAAUCUCAUGAUAACCAUACAAAGAGAGCCAGUGUCAGCAGUUUCAAGUGACAUCAACUUUCCCAUGAAGGGACGGCGAGGGAUGAAGGACUGGGCCAGAACAGCGGAGGACAAGCUCUACAUCCCUAAACAAGUCUUCACCAUUCCUGCUGAGGAGCCGGGGGAAGAAUCAGAAACCACAAUGUAUUAUGUCAUUGGAGCGAUUUUGUACAGAACCCUUGGCAUCAUCUUACCUGGACCAAAUCCUCCUGCGGUGAUCAACUCCAAGAUCCUGACGGUGACGGUGCGACCCGAACCUCAGCCGAGUGAGCCCAUGGUUGUGGUGGAGCUGUCACCGCUUUUAAAUGGUACAUCAGAUCCUCAGUGCGUUGUCUGGAACUAUGGCAACACGGAAGCUGGCACAGAAAACUGGGGCACAGAAGGCUGCCAAACGCUAGCAUCAAACACUGUCCACACCAAAUGCCUCUGCAGCAGGAUAUCCACCUACGCCGUGUUAGCGCAGCAAGCUAAAGACCCGGACAUGGGUCCUACCAGCAUGCCCUCAGUGCCCCUUAUGGUGGGCUGUGGAGUGUCCUGCACUGCUCUCCUCAUCCUGCUGCUCAUCUACGCUGCCUUUUGGAGGUAUAUCCGGUCAGAGAGAUCGAUCAUCUUGGUCAACUUUUGCUUCUCCAUCCUGGCCUCCAAUUUACUGAUUCUGCUCGGACAAUCUCAAACACUCAACAAGGGGCUGUGUACUGUGACUGCUGCUUUCCUGCAUUUCUUCUUCUUGGCAUCCUUCUGCUGGGUGCUAACUGAGGCAUGGCAGUCCUACCUGGCUGUCAUUGGCAAAACAAGGUCACGCAUCAUUCGCAAGCGUUUUCUGUGCCUCGGCUGGGGUCUUCCAGCCCUUGUUGUUGCAGUGUCGGUGGGUUUCACCAGAGCAAGAGGUUAUGGCACCGCCAGCUAUUGCUGGUUGUCUUUGGAGGGCGGCCUGCUUUAUGCCUUCGUUGGUCCUGCUGCUGUCAUUGUACUGGUGAACAUGCUCAUUGGGAUUGUGGUGUUCAACAAGCUCAUGUCUCGAGACGGCAUCUCAGACAAGUCUAAAAAGCAGCGAGCAGGUGUCCCGGCGGAGGCGCGGAGCCGACUGCUCCUGAAAUGCUCCAAGUGUGGCGUGAUCUCAAGUACUGCUAUGUCCAGCUCGACGGCCAGCAGCGCCAUGGCGUCCCUGUGGAGCUCCUGUGUGGUUCUUCCUCUGUUAGCAUUGACCUGGAUGUCAGCCGUGCUGGCCAUAACUGAUCGGCGCUCCACACUCUUCCAGGUCCUCUUCGCUGUUUUUGAUUCUGUCCAAGGCUUUGUCAUAAUCACUGUCCAUUGUGCUAUGCGCCGAGAGGUGCAAGACGCUGUGCGUUGUCGAAUGGGGGGAUGUAAAGAUGACAGCGAAAACUCCCCUGACUCCUGCAAGAACGGACAGGUGCAGAUCAUGAAGGGCUCUUGUGGACAGCAGCACGGCUCUCGUCAGAGCACACCCCUGUGUUUGUCUGGCUGUCAUCCGCAGCUGCCGACACCGACGUGCCACCACACAAGCCAGCAAGCCUGUUACCAUGAACUGCCUAACAGCAGCCGCAACUGUGUGCCGAACCACGGUCACACACAUGAGCACACCCCUUUGCUCAACAAUACCCACAACCACACCCCCAAUCACAUCAACAGUCGAUCAACGGAUUUCGAGAAGGACGUGGACUUGGCUUGCCAGACAGAGAGAGGACACCCAUUCAUUUUCAAAGAGGUCAACACCUGUAACCCAGCCACCAUCACUGGAACCCUGUCACGAAUCUCCCUGGAUGAUGAGGAUGAUCCAAAGCUCGCAGCACAUCAAGAAGGGGGAGUAGGGGUCAAUUUCAGUUCUCUUCCUGGAAACAUCCCACCUCCAAACCUCAUUGUUCAGGUUCCAACAUUAGGACUUAAUGAGCUCAGUGAGACACCUCUUAAGAAGGAGGUAAACUUGGACCAGCAGAGACAGCAGGGGCAGCCACGCUCCACCGCUCCAAUCUACUUGUGCACUGAGAGCGGCCUGGGUUGGGCCCGGCCGCCUGCAUCCUCCAACAAUUCCCAGGACGGAAGCGCAGGAAGUGGGGGGAGCGGCGGGGGUGGAAGUGGCGGAGGAGGGGAAGGAGACUACAUGGUCUUGCCUCGUAGGACGGUCAGUCUCAAACCCCCCGCGCCCUCUUCGCAGGGAGGAGGCCUGGGACUUGGCGGCGAGGACAAGCCCCUCAAUAUCGCGGUGGAGGAUCCUCCCUUUCCCCCUCCUCCCUCUCCGCUGACCCUCCACCCAGCAGAGAGCGAGGCCUAUCCAGCAGAUUUUGUGCCGUCCAACGUCGGUGACAUGAAUAUCACCAUGAACCUAAACCGCUCCUACGGGACUAUCAAAACCGUGCCCCAUGGGCAUGGCCACUUGAUGGGCCAAGGUGGGCAUGUGCACUCCCACGGAGGACACAUGCACUCCCACACGCAUUCACUCCACCUAAAACCAGGCCAGAGGCCAUCAGUCAGACAGAUUCUGACAGGGGGAACCACAGUGGAGAGAACCCGCACCCUCCCACGCAACCUAGGCAGUACCAAUGCCAACACCAGCCUCUCAGCGGGAUCCCUGGAGAGGAAGAGAGUACGGUACUCUGAGCUGGACUUUGAGAAAGUGAUGCACACUCGCAAAAGACAUUCUGAGCUGUACCAUGAGCUCAACCACUCGUCCAAGUUCCACACCAUAGACAGGUAUAACAGGGACCCAGCCAUGUCCACAUUCAAGUUUGAUCGUAGCCACACAGUCAGCAGCACCAUGGGCAUCCAAGUCAACAAAGGACAAGUCCAAUCCCGAGGACCAAACCUCCUGGGACAGCUUCAAGACCAUGACCCCCGAACUGUCUAUCGUGCCUGGGGAGCAGAAAGACCGUCUGGAAUUGCACAAUAAGAACUGGGACUCGUCCUCAGCGAACACACCGGACUCAUCCGAGGGAGACUUUCAGACUGAAGUCUGAAGAAGUCACGCGAGACGUUCAUGCUCACCUUAACCACAGACCUGAGAUAAUGUUGAGAUACAGACGUGCACACGCAUACACACAUGCAUACACACACACAGAGACACACAUGCGCAGACUCCUGAAAAAAUUUACAUAGGUACGAUCUCCUGCAAAGGAUCUCAGACAUUUUGCUCCCUGACUCAUGCAAUGUGCUUUGUUGGAUCCCAUACUGUAUUUGUUUACGGCUGAAGAGGAUGUUUAUUCAAAAGGAAGACUGUUCUUCGCUCUAUUUUCGCAAAGACUAUCGGUUGGGUGGGGAGGGGAAGAGGGGUGGGACAGAACAGGGGCUGGAAAGAUCUGUGACUAAAGACAAUUUUUAAAAGAACUGAAAAAGGAUGAAAAACAACAUUUCUGAGAAAAAAAAAAGGUCUUGUUUUUAUUCUUAAGAUAAAAGAAAAUGUCCUACAAGUGUUUGAUGACUUGUUUGGGGUGGAGAGAAACAUAAGAAUA